Knipowitschia caucasica is the source of this 729-nucleotide messenger RNA. Lineage: Eukaryota; Metazoa; Chordata; Actinopteri; Gobiiformes; Gobiidae. The record is from the annotation of a GenBank genome assembly.
AUGCACGUUCCUAGGCUUGAGGUGGAGGUCGUUGCUGGUCAUUCGGAGCGUCCCGAGGCAACCUCUCUGGUAUUGGGCCCGGAAGUUUGUCCAUCCACAGCACGCGUCCCUCCCAAAGCAGAGGAGAGGCUGACAACGUCAUCUUCUCCACCCGGUGUGUCUGAGAGUAGAGGCCGGCCUGAUCACCCGACCCGCUUCUCUUGGGACCACUCGCUGGGUAGCCCGUCCCGUUUCCCCCAGGUUCCUACGCGGCACAGAGUACCUGUGGAGCGCCUGGACGAGGAAGCGGAGGAAAGGGAGAGGGAGCGGCAAGCGACUAUGGAACUUCAAUACCGACUCAAGAAACUUGAGAUCGAGGCCGAGACUGCGCUGAAAAUGCGGCGGCUCGAGCUGGAGGCAGAAGGCCGUCUUCCUCUUAACCCUAGCCGGGUCGUUGCUGCUGUUGAGCCAGCCCACAGUCCGGUCCAACCUGUUGAUCUGGUCCCUGAGGCCUACCGGCAGCGCUUCAGAGGCCUCAAGAAGGCCCCAAACCAGACCUAUAGGACUGCGUGCUUCGACUUGUUUUCUCUUCUACCCGAAGCUGAAAACACACACCCAUCCUUGAGCCUUUAUCUUUCGAUAUCUAAUGGUGAAAGGAAUUCAAUACUUAUACAAAUUCAGAGAUUUCCAUCAUUUUUCAAACCCAUCCUUGCACUUUUUGUUCACUUCCUCAUUUACAUCUACUUUUGA